CAAGUGGAAACUAGCGAUAGGGCAGCGAAUCAUGCCAGGGUGGGCUCUUUGUAGUUCUUCGUCUAAGCUGUGUCGGAUUCGGUGACCUUGAUCGAAGAUGAGUCUCGAAGACUGAGAGUGUAACCGCGUGUUUGGGGGAGGCGAGGGCGUUUUGGAGGAGUCGCUUUUUUUUAGACACGUAUGCUUCUCGGCCAUCGUGUUGUUACUAGACUGGUGUUGAGAUGAAGCUGAUUUUGAUUUUGUAGAACACCAAUCUACAGGUUUAUGGAUCAAAGGACAAUAGCCUAGGCUCUCUUCAUCCACUCGAUUUCGACAGUGCAUUGUAUACUUGAAACCUUUCUGUGCUCUUGCGUCUCCUCAAAUUUGAAGUUUCAUCUUGCCAAGCGACAGAGGCCCGAAUCUUGAAACUUACCUGCAGACACCAUCGCAAAAGAAGCGUCCAUGGGAAUGGACGAGACUGUCGAUAUUAGCCCAGUGACCGGCUUGCCACAUUGGGAAAUUAUUCCAAGCGAUAUGCCCAGUGCCAUUAAGCGGAUCAAGGCUGCAUUGCGUGAGCGCAUCAAAGCUUCUGGUCGCACAGUGGAGGAGGUCAUCCUUGAGAUUGAGGAAUUUCUGAGAGCCGAAGUGGAAGGUAUUAAGGCCACCAAAUCUCGUGGGGAGGAGGUUUGGCCUAUCAUCGACUUUGCCGACAUCGAGAACGGAACGGUGAGCGAGGAAGCCAAACGCAAAAUCCAUCGGCGCGGCUGUCUCAUGAUACGCGGCCACUUUGACCGUGCGCAAGCAGAAAAGUGGGACUCCGAUGCAGUCAGUUACGUUGAUUUCAAUCAAUUCUUUCAAAAGUACUCUGGUCCAGCAGACGAUUUCUUCGGCAGCCUUGAGAUGUCAAAGCCGGAGAUUUAUCCGAUAUACUGGUCUCGCACACAAAUGGAGGCUCGUCAGCACCCCCGAAUGGCGACGGCACAGAAAUUCCUAAACUCGCUGUGGAAGAUUGAGUCGGAAGGAAAAACCUGGUUCGAUCCAAACCAGCAGAGUCUUUACCCAGACCGCCUGCGUCGUCGCCCGCCAGGAACCAACUCCAAAGGCUUGGGCACGCACCUAGACCCUGGAACCUUAGAUUUGUGGAUGACAGAAGGAUACCAGCAAUAUUUUCGACAUCUCUUCUCGGGAGAUUUUGCUUCCUACGACCCUUGGGAUCCCGCCUACCGAACAGAAGCCGCAGUAUUCCCUGGUUCGACAAUGUGCUCGGCUUUUCGGACAUUCCAAGGGUGGACCGCGCUCAGUGAAAUGCGCAACGAUUCGGGUGUGUUGCACACCAUACCCAUCCCGAAGGCCAUGGCCUAUUUAAUGCUCCGCCCUUUGAUGAACGACGUAGAGGGAGUCGACAUGUGCGGAGUAAGCCUGAAUUGUGCAUUUCCUGUUCAUAGAAAAUGGCACUCCGUUUUGCUGGAAGCAAGCUCCGCCAUCCCCAGCGUUCAACCCGGGGAUUCGGUUUGGUGGCAUUGUGACAUGAUUCAUUCUGUCGCACCGGUCGAGAAACAACAAGGUUGGGGCAAUGUAGUGUACAUUCCCGCCGCACCUUGGUGUCGGAAAAACGCGACGUAUGUCGAAGCGGUGUGCAAAGCAUUCUUGGCUGGCAGCAGCCCUCCCGACUUCCCAGCGGAGAAUUACGAGGCCAACUGGAACAACCGAUUCAGAGAAGAGGAUCUCAAUGACAUUGGUCGACAAAGCUUGGGCCUUCGCACCUAGAUUUGACUCAUGUGCGCAAGCCAAAUCAGUUGAAGCAUUUUGAAAAUGAAUGCUGACAUGUGUUGAACUAUGCAAAAGAUGAGAAUGUAAUGUAUAGAUACAGAAUAUAUUCACAGUAACAUCCGAGUCUUGUAGAGUACAGUGGUCCCAUGGCACUCGUUCCUAUAAACUGCCUCAAGAAAAAAACUCAAUUACUUUUUUGUGUAUACAAUCGACCAGUCAUUGCAUUUCGAGAGUGUCUCUAGCUAUGGAGAAAUCCCGAACCACAUGCCGCACUUGCAGACUAGAGCCUCAUGUCUCAGCCAUGUUUGUAAUGAAGUUGCCCGCGGCAUCCUUGUUUCGCGCA
Physcomitrium patens is the source of this 2092-nucleotide messenger RNA. The record is from RefSeq and is a predicted model, not a curated record. Lineage: Eukaryota; Viridiplantae; Streptophyta; Bryopsida; Funariales; Funariaceae.